This is a messenger RNA of Apus apus (common swift), 835 nucleotides long. It is a transcript of the gene ALKAL2, whose product is annotated as ALK and LTK ligand 2. Gene Ontology annotation, biological process: positive regulation of ERK1 and ERK2 cascade; positive regulation of ERK5 cascade. The coding region runs from base 260 to 835 and encodes 191 amino acids. Gene Ontology annotation, molecular function: receptor tyrosine kinase binding; receptor signaling protein tyrosine kinase activator activity. The record is from RefSeq and is a predicted model, not a curated record. The transcript is spliced from 4 exons. NCBI's taxonomy places the organism in Eukaryota, Metazoa, Chordata, Aves, Apodiformes, Apodidae.
GACCGUGGAUCCGCUCCUCCAGGACGCGAGGCGCUGGGAAUGCCGCCGAGGCACCCCUCGCCCGCCCCGCUUGGCGCCUGCGCGCCCGCCCUCCCGCGGGGCCCCGGUGGGGUGCUACUGGCUGUGGGGUGCUACUGGCCGUGGGGUGCAGGCAGCAGCUCGCCCCGCCGCGGGACUGCCGGAGCAGGCUGAGCUCCCACCUCCUGUAACUUGCGGAGCGGUCUCUGCGCUUUCCUGUCACGUUUCCGAUUUCACGCCUAUGAGUCUCCCCACCUCUGACCCAGCCCCGUUUUUCUCUUCCAGUCAAAUAGGGGGCCUCCCACAGCAGCGGACCCUUCCUUUUCAUCUGCUCCUGCACCCUUCAGGUCAGACUGCAAUGAGUGGACUGAGGUCUCCUGAGCUGCUGGGGCUGGUGCUCUUAAUGCUCUCAGCAGGAUAUUGCAAAGAGAAAACUGAUUCUGCAGAUUUGAAGGACAGGCAAAGUCUCUUAAAUCUGAUAAUGGAAAUCAUUCAGGAACUGAAAAGGUACCACCUGGAGAAGGACAGUGGGGUGCAGUACUUCUCCAAAGAUGACUAUAACUUAGAUCGAAGGGAAGUGGCUGACUAUGAAGGUUACCAGGAUGAGCAGAGAGUUGAAAUAGUUCCCAGAGAUCUGAGGAUGAAAGACAAGUUCUUAAAGCACUUAACAGGUCCACUCUACUUUAGCCCAAAAUGUAGUAAACACUUUCAUCGGCUUUAUCACAAUACAAGAGACUGCACCAUCCCAGCGUAUUAUAAAAGAUGUGCCAGGCUUCUUACUCGGUUGGCAGUAAGCCCAAUGUGCAUGGAAGGAUGA